AUGUUUUUGAGAAGUACCAUCCAUCGAGCUGCGAAAGGCGUCUUUUUCAAUACGUCUUGUCUCUCCGCACAUGGAUUCUCUAGUCGUGUUCCAGGGCUGAUUGGCUCGCAGUUUCGUCGAAUAACUGGCCCAACAUUUGGAAAAUGCGGCCGUCUAAGACGAAUCGAUGACCCCAGCAAUAUCGUCAGGUGGAAGCUACAGAGCCAUUUUCCCUGGGGCUGGGUGGUCUAUCGAAUUUCAUACAGCGACGAAGAAGCAUGGCAGAAAAUGCUUCAUAUCAUGCGCGAAGAGGUCGUAGACUCUCUCAAAACAUACACACGGAUGGAUCUGCUUCCUUUCCAUGAGAUGAUCAUCAUGGAUGAUAAGGCUAAAUUCGACGGCGCCACGUCGCAUGAUAUCCGUGAUCACUUCACUAUGUGGGUUGCUGAUACCGUAGUGCCCAAAAUGAUUACUGCGCCCUCCGAGUCUGAAAUGAAGGAGCUACGAGAUCCCUACAAGGAGGAUCCCGGUCCAGAAUGGAUUAUGGGCACUCGGUACAAUUUCUGCCUAUUCGUUGAUGACAUCUGCCUGGAGUCUAUGGAGCAUAUGACAACGCCGGUCGUAAAGAUACUGGCCAAAAACUUUGGCGCGCGGAAACCAGAGGAUAGACAUUAUGCAGUAUAUCCAGGAUGGGAGGAUGGCGAAACAGAAGAAAGUGACGAGGACGUUGGCUGGAUGUAUACUUCGGUUGUGGAAAUUGUCGAGAAUUACAAUAUGAUGAUGGAGACGCACGAGUGGUAUGACGAAUAUCGGCGGCCGCCUAAUAUAUGGUACCCAUGGACCAAAGAUGAAUUUCCGGGUUACUGGCGUAAGCGCACGAAUGUUGAAUAA
This is a messenger RNA of Trichophyton benhamiae CBS 112371, 870 nucleotides long. RefSeq lists its product as uncharacterized. The record is from RefSeq and is a predicted model, not a curated record. NCBI's taxonomy places the organism in Eukaryota, Fungi, Ascomycota, Eurotiomycetes, Onygenales, Arthrodermataceae. Bases 1 to 870 code for a protein of 289 amino acids. The transcript has a single exon.